UCCAGCCGCACCUUUAGUCGGUUUGACCAGCCGACUGCUACGGGGUCACAGCAACCUCCAUCUUCCAAAUCUGCCGGGCCUUCUGCCUCUGCCUAUAGUUAUGGAUACGGAGCCCAGCAACCAAAUCAGGGCAAGCAAGAACAUCAGCAGCAGCCACAGUCUGCCUACGGUGGUUAUAGCAAUGCUUAUGGCUACUCUUACGGUCAGGAUUCUGGUUCCUCUGUCGCGAAUGCUUCGGACCCUAGCAAGUCGAGAUUCAAUUCCAGCUCUUCUGGAGCGGGCAAGCAAAGUGAUCCUUCUGCGGCUGUGGUAGCAGCCUAUGCAUCGUACUACGCUUCUUAUAGUGGCCAACCUGGCGCGCCCCCUGUGCCUCCUCCACCUCCACCCUCACAAGUACCUUCGCAACACCAGACGCCAUCCCAGCAACAGCAGGCUCAGCAUUCUCAGGCGCCUGUCGGAAUGGGGGCUUACAAUACAUGGCCGAGUGGCGUGAGCGCUGCCUCUGCUCCGCCUCCUAUUACUGGGCCAACUGGAAUGACACCCAAUUCGGCAGUUCAACCAAGUAAUUAUUCGGCCUAUUACCAGCAUUACCCGCCCCCUGCACCGGGUUAUCCUUCUACAGGAAUGCCACCGCCUCCGACAGGUCCGCCACCUGGAGCAACUGCGGCCCCUCCAAGCAUGUCCCAAUAUUAUGGCAUGUAUAUGUACCCUCCGGCGCAGUGA
This is a messenger RNA of Protopolystoma xenopodis, 723 nucleotides long. Lineage: Eukaryota; Metazoa; Platyhelminthes; Monogenea; Polystomatidea; Polystomatidae. The record is from the annotation of a GenBank genome assembly.